GACCUGUUCAAGGCGCAUGGAUGCUGCAGAUGACAUUCUUCUUCCUACGAGCUCAAGUGCCCUGCGCGACUUCAGUCAUGAUUCAGCAGUCGUAUUCGAGCACAUCUGGCCGCGCGAUGCUCAGAUGGAGUCGUCAACGCUCGGCGCGAUGGCCAGCGCCGUCGGACCUUCUACCUAUCGCUGCUUCCGUCCCACCAGCGAUACGACCGGCAUACGGGCAUCAGCGCAGAAUGCUCUGCAUCGCUUGUGCGAACCCGCUUGACUCGACCUACAACAAGAACAAUCUGCAAUGGGCAGGUCCAAGUGACCUCUCAGUGCUCUUCAGCCGGGCCAGAGGGGGCAGAGCUGAUGGUCACAUGACCGGCACUGUUACCCUUGGCGCAGCCCAUGCUCUUUCAACUGCAUGUGUACAUACAAGCGCGCAAGCCUUCAAGUACAGCACAAGUCGCUCAAAGGCUUCUCCUCCUCCACCUGCUCCCGAGCGUUUCAAAGGCCCAUCGUCUUCGCCACUGCCACCGCCGCCUCCCAGCGCACCGAUCCGCGAUGGGAGCAUCGAGGCAGAAUACGUGCGCCUUGUUCUACCCGUACCAGACGGUGCGCUACUCGAACAGCUUCCUAAUAUUGCAAGGCAUGCCCCGGAACAUUCGGAUUCUUCAGCAACACGAAGCACAGAUGAAGAUGGGCAGUCCAAGGAGAAGCGGGACAAGCAAGGCGGGCUAUCGCCUCCACUAGCGCCACGGGAGAUAUUAGCGCGGGUAGAUAGAAAGAAUUUCUGGUUGAUACAGGUGGCUGCUCCACCAAAAGGCGCGGCGCCUAUCGUCAAGCUCAUGAACAAAAAAGAGGUCCACGAGAAAAGUCGGGGUGGGAGCAAAGGCGGCGCAGCUGCCAAAGCUGCUGGGGCUGUAAGCCCUGCUGCCCAUGCGAACGCAGCAGCGAAAGCUGACAGCGAACAAAGUGAGGGGGGCGAUGGCUCCCAAGCCCCCACGGCUGGCGUCGGCGCAUCACCGCCAUUGAAGCAAAAGGAGCUCUCACUGAGCUGGUCUGUGUCGCGGCAUGAUCUCCAGCACAAAGUCGAGCGAUGCGCCGCCGACUGCUCGCAAAAGGGCAACAAAUGGCGCAUCUCCAUCUCCCUGCAAAGUCGAAAGCAGCGAUUUGACUGGUUCGCAACGGGUGCGGAGGCCUUGCAUCAUGCUUUAAUGAAGGACAUCGAAAGGAUCAUGACUGCGGGCAACCCGCCGGACAAGGACGGAAAGAUGACCGGUUGGGUGGUCAAGAGAGAAGGCGAGAUCAGGUGGCAGACUGCCACCACUGCCAUCUUCAACUUUACGCCCAUCGGAAAGAAGCGUGGGUGAAGUGAAUGAACUCACGCUGCCAUCGACAACGCAUGUAAAUAUCAACAUUACGCAAUUCGUGGCCUGUAUGAGGCUAGA
Tilletiaria anomala UBC 951 is the source of this 1430-nucleotide messenger RNA. RefSeq lists its product as uncharacterized. The coding region runs from base 78 to 1352 and encodes 424 amino acids. Lineage: Eukaryota; Fungi; Basidiomycota; Exobasidiomycetes; Georgefischeriales; Tilletiariaceae. The record is from RefSeq and is a predicted model, not a curated record. Gene Ontology annotation, biological process: translational initiation. The transcript has a single exon.